This is a messenger RNA of Selaginella moellendorffii, 1225 nucleotides long. RefSeq names its product gamma-glutamyl hydrolase 1. Gene Ontology annotation, molecular function: gamma-glutamyl-peptidase activity. NCBI's taxonomy places the organism in Eukaryota, Viridiplantae, Streptophyta, Lycopodiopsida, Selaginellales, Selaginellaceae. Gene Ontology annotation, cellular component: vacuole. Gene Ontology annotation, biological process: tetrahydrofolylpolyglutamate metabolic process. The transcript has 9 exons. The record is from RefSeq and is a predicted model, not a curated record. Bases 192 to 1184 code for a protein of 330 amino acids.
UUGUUCUUGCGGUGGAGAAGAUCACGAGCAAGGGUGGCGGACGCGGGAGCUGGAUCGAUCACCAUAUGAACUACUUCUUCUGGCUCUUGGCGGCGCUCGAUCUUUGCUUGUUUCUUGUGUGUGUCCGCUGCUCUAGCAAUUGACGCGGACGAGAAUUUCCCGCGAAUUAGGGCUCUUACGCUAGGGUCGCCAUGGCAGGAGCCAUUGUAGCGAUCUUCCUCGCGCUCGCUGCGAUCGCCGCCGCUAGGAUCAUCCAGCUACCCGAAGAAUCCCGAGAGAAGCGGCCGCUGAUAGGGAUUCUCACUCAGCCUGGCGAUGGCGAUGGCAGGAGCUACAUCAACAGGCUGGAGCCCGGCGAUCCCAGGCGCUCCAACAUAUCUUACAUCGCUGCCUCGUAUGUGAAAUUCGUCGAGGCCGGGGGUGCUCGCGCCGUUCCUUUGCUUUACAACGAGCCUUGGGAGACGCUAGCGAAGAAAUUCUCGCUGAUCAAUGGCAUUUUGUUCGCUGGUGGGAGCGCAAGCUUGCAAGAUGGUCCUUACUACCGCGCCGGCGAGUUUCUCUUCAAGAGGGCACUGGAAGCAAAUGAUAAGGGAGAUUAUUUUCCCGUGUUUGGGACGUGCUUGGGUCUGGAACUUCUAGCCGUGAUCGUCAGUGGCAACCAUUCCAUCCUGGACGAUUACAACGCACACAAAGCUGCUGGAGAGCUAAACUUCGUGGGCGACUGGGCCAAAGGGCGCAGCAUGUUUACGUGGUUUCCUAAGGACAUUCUGGACAAGGUGGAGCACGAGAAGCUUGCAAUGCAGAAUCACAUUAAAGGUCUAUCUCCACAGGCUUGGAGAGACACACAGCGCCUUAGAGAUUUCUUCGACGUGCUAACUACAACUCCUGACCUGAAUGGAAAGAUAUAUAUUUCGACGAUUGAAGGGCGCAAGUAUCCAGUAACUAGUGUGCAAUGGCAUCCCGAGAAGAAUGCUUUCGAAUGGGGAUAUGAAGGAAUACCUCACUCUCCGGAUGCCGUUCGAAUUACACAGAGCGCCGCGAGCUUCUUCGUCAGCGAGGCUCUGAAGUCAAGCCACACAGCUUCUUGGGAAGAAGAAGAGCAGCUAUUGAUCUACAACUAUUCGCCAAUCUAUUCCGGCCGAGACGGGAAGGGACACUUCGAUCAAUCUUACGUCUUCUGGUGAAGCAAUCUGAUAAUAAAACUACUGUUAUUUUAGCUGAGGUC